AUGACAAAGCGACAGCAGCGCGAUGACGACUCUGUGGAAGCUGAGACGCCCACAAAGCGAGUCCGACGAGCGACUGCGAAAGCGGCUGCGGUGAUUGAGGAGACGGAGUCUGAAGGAGAGGUAGAUUCCGAAUACGAGACGCCACAGAGUCGCCAAAGUGGUACGCCGUCAAGGCGAACGGCCUCGAAGAGCAAUGGGACGGCUACGCCGAAGCCGAACGGCAAGACGCUCUUUGCAACACCAAGUAAGAGAGCAGCAGGCACGCCAUCCCGGACGAAGCAAGCAGAUCGGUCAGCGAAACGAAAGAGCGCGAAGAACCUCGCUGUGGCCGACGACAACGACGAGGAUGACUGGGACGGGAGCGGGGCUUUGGCGCGGGAAAUCCUGAACCAAGACGAGGGAGAUGUCCAAGACUCGAUAGAAGUGAGCACACCAACGUCGUCCAAAGCUACACCGUCGAAACGCGGUAGAGGGCGACCGCCAGGAGCGAAGAACAAGCGAUCGCCCACCCCCGAAGGCGACAUCGCCCCAGAAGAGAAAUACUUCUUCCAGAAUCGCAUGGGCCCGCUGCGGAUAUCGAACAAUGUCUUCUCCAAAGUCAAGCCGUUGACACAUGAUGAGUACUUCGAAUACAGAGGUCAGGAGGACGAGGUACACAAGACAGAGAAGGCGUACUUGAUGAAGCUGCAUGGCAGAGCGUUUCCGCAAUGGGCACUCGAGCUAUCACUGGGCUAUAGCGUCUGUCUAUACGGCUAUGGAAGCAAGCUGCAGCUUACCACCAAGUUCGCAACGUGGUUGUACGGCAAGUCCAAUCCGCCGCCAUCGAUCGUGGUCGUGAAUGGCUACACCCCUAAGCUGAACAUUAGGACUGUUCUGAACACCAUCGGAUCAGUCUUAGUCGAGAAAGAGUCGGAUCUGAAGUUGGUUGGCCAACCACAGGAGAUGGUUGAGACUCUAUUGAUAUACCUGGAGCAGCAUCCUCCCGAGGCCACGUUGUACGUUCUUAUCAACACACUCGAUUCGGCGCCGCUUCGCAAGCUAGCUGUACAGUCUGUGCUAGCUCGACUGGCAGAACAUCCGCUGGUACAUCUCAUCGCCACUGCAGACUCGCCAACAUUUCCGUUGAUGUGGAACUCAUCUCUUCUGGACCGCUUCAACUUUGUGUUUCACGACUGUACAACAUUUGCGCCGUAUAGAGCGGAGCUAAACGUGGUAGACGAUGUCAACGAGCUGCUAGGACGGAAAGGGCGACGAGCCGGUGGACAAGAAGGCGUCCGAUAUGUUCUCCAGUCGCUUCCGCCAAACGCCCAGAAGCUGUACCGGAUCCUGAUCACCGAAAUCCUGUCGAUUCUCACAGGCGACGCCGAGCCUGAGGAAGACGAGGAGUCAGGGACAAGGGCCAAACCGACAUCAGAUGCUGCAGAAGACACGGGCGUCGAAUAUCGCAUCCUGUACGAUAAGGCAUGCGAUGCAUUUAUCUGUACAAGCGAGAUGAACUUUCGGUUCCUGAUGAAGGAGUUUCACGAUCAUCAGAUGAUCACGAGUCGAAGAGAUGCGGCUGGGACGGAACUGAUGUGUGUACCACUUGGGCAAGAGGAGAUGCAAGGUCUAUUGCAGGAUCUGAUAUCUCUCGACUAA
Cyphellophora attinorum is the source of this 1638-nucleotide messenger RNA. Its product is annotated as Origin recognition complex subunit 2. Gene Ontology annotation, biological process: DNA replication. Gene Ontology annotation, molecular function: DNA replication origin binding. Gene Ontology annotation, cellular component: nucleus; nuclear origin of replication recognition complex. The transcript has a single exon. The record is from RefSeq and is a predicted model, not a curated record. The coding region runs from base 1 to 1638 and encodes 545 amino acids. NCBI's taxonomy places the organism in Eukaryota, Fungi, Ascomycota, Eurotiomycetes, Chaetothyriales, Cyphellophoraceae.